AUGAGCGCUACUGUGACCAUCACCAGCCCACCUGAGAUCACGGCGGAGAAUGUUGCCAUUCUUUUCCCCGAGGUUGACACCUCACUAGCCCGGGAUGUCCUUCCCACCGCCGCUGGCAAUACUGCGCAACCGGGUUCUGAGCUUGAGGGCUACGAUGAGGAACAGGUUCGCCUCAUGGACGAAGUUUGCAUUGUUCUGGACAACGAUGACCGUCCGAUUGGCAGCGCCAGCAAGAAGGCCUGCCAUCUGAUGACCAACAUCGACAAGGGUCUUCUUCACCGUGCCUUUUCCGUCUUCUUGUUCGACUCCAACAACCGCCUUCUGCUCCAACAGCGCGCCACCGAGAAGAUCACGUUCCCUGAUAUGUGGACCAACACUUGCUGCUCGCACCCAUUGGGCAUUCCCGGUGAGACUGGUGCCGAGCUUGAUGCUGCCGUCUUGGGGGUGAAGCGGGCCGCGCAGCGGAAGCUGCACCACGAACUCGGCAUCAAGGCCGAGCAGGUGCCAUUGGACAAAUUUGAGUUCUUCACUCGGAUUCACUACAAGGCCCCCAGCGAUGGCAAGUGGGGAGAGCAUGAGGUCGACUAUAUCCUCUUCAUCCAGGCAGAUGUUGACCUAGAGCCCAGCCCGAACGAGGUGCGGGAUACCAAAUACGUUUCGGCCGAUGAGCUAAAGGCCAUGUUCGAGCAGCCCGGUCUGACGUUCACGCCUUGGUUCAAGCUGAUCUGCAACUCCAUGCUGUUUGAGUGGUGGAGCCACUUGGGCACCCCUGCCCUGGACAAGUACAAGGGCGAGACCCAAAUCCGCCGGAUGUGA
Penicillium macrosclerotiorum is the source of this 816-nucleotide messenger RNA. It is a transcript of the gene idi1, whose product is annotated as isopentenyl-diphosphate delta-isomerase IDI1. Gene Ontology annotation, biological process: isoprenoid biosynthetic process; isopentenyl diphosphate biosynthetic process. Gene Ontology annotation, molecular function: isopentenyl-diphosphate delta-isomerase activity. Gene Ontology annotation, cellular component: cytoplasm. The coding region runs from base 1 to 816 and encodes 271 amino acids. The transcript has 3 exons. The record is from RefSeq and is a predicted model, not a curated record. Lineage: Eukaryota; Fungi; Ascomycota; Eurotiomycetes; Eurotiales; Aspergillaceae.